UGGUCAUUCACUCUGUGUGAGUUGGUGUGUGUGUGUGUGUGUGUGUGCUUACUUUUUCACCCUUGUUUCUUUACGGUGAGUAGACAGAGAAAGAGGAAAAUACAAGGAAAAGGGAAAGGAAAAGUAUAUAUAGAUAAAGAGGUAGUGUUUGGUAGCUACAGAAAGGAAGUCUACUGUAUUACGUGUCUUUAAGAGCAGAGACUCCCGAAGACUCAUCAGUUGAGAAACAUCGAGCAUAGUGUAACAGACGGGACUGUCAAGAUAAGCUAAAAAGAAAAAAACAAAUCGUGGUAUAAGUUAAUCAAACCCCGAAAAAAAUCUACUAGAAUCUGCAUCUGACUGAACUCCGGUGAACAUGUUGCUUCGGUUUCGCCCCCUCGCCUCCCUCGCCCCCUUCCUCCUGCUGGCAGCGCUGAAGAUGGCUGCUUCCCAUGAACAAAAUCCCAUCGAUGAGUUCAUGGCCCAUGAUCACCAAGAGCAGGGGCACCAAGUUCAGCAGCAACAUUCUGAACAACAUCAGGAACAGCAGCAGCAUUUUCAACAACAAGCACAGCAAGAACAACAGCAUCAACAACAAGCACAGCAAGAACAACAGCAUCAACAAGAACAACAUCAACAGCAGGUACAACAAGAACAGCAAGAACACCAACAGCAUUUUGAGGGGCAAGUUCAGCAGCAACAGCAUCUUGAACAACAGGUUCAUCAUCAAGAACCACCACAGCAACAGCACGUUGAAGAACAGAUGCAUCACCAGCUGCCUGAAGAACAAAAUCACCAGCAGCAGGACUUUGAUGGAGACACACUCCUGGACGAACACCUGGCCGAGAUGCCUCACCUGGACCCCAGAAACAUGUCGCCGACGGAGAAACAGUACCAUCUGUUUCUGGCGCACGACUACAACCAGGACCUGCACCUUGAUGGGGUGGAAAUCAUGCAGUCGAUUUUCCAUGACGACUCGAGCGACCUCUACACUGACGAGGUGCUGGCCCAGAAGAUCGACUACCUCCUCGACAACUUCGACCGCGACAGAGACGGCAAGCUGUCGUUUCCCGAGUUCAUGAUGUCAGACGCGAGAUUCACCGCCGUGUAGUUGCUGCCAUUGUUUGCUGUCGUUGUCGUUACUGCGAUCUGUUUCUUGUUGUUGUUUUUCGUUUGUUUAUUUAUUUGUUAUCAUUAUUGUUAGUGUUAUCGUUAUUGUUAUUACGACUGUUCUUAUUAUGAUUAUUAUCAUUAUCA
Molecule: messenger RNA, 1236 nt
Organism: Penaeus monodon (black tiger shrimp)
Lineage: Eukaryota; Metazoa; Arthropoda; Malacostraca; Decapoda; Penaeidae
Product: putative cyclin-dependent serine/threonine-protein kinase DDB_G0272797/DDB_G0274007
Exons: 4
Coding region: 356-1090 (244 amino acids)
Molecular function (GO): calcium ion binding
Source: RefSeq, a predicted model, not a curated record